AUGGACGAUCUCACUACGUUCCUCAACAGCGUCGAGUCCAGCGCUCGGAAGAUCCUCAAGCAGCAGAACAAGAAGCAGCAGCAACAGGCCGCCAGAGACCGCGUGGCACUCAUCAAGGGGUCGAUUCAAAAUGCACCGGAGACCAAUAGUUCAAGCUACACGCCUACGCGGGAAGUGCUACGAGCUACGUAUGCAUCAGGCGGCUCUCUCGUCAUUCCAGCUCCGAUAUCUCGGGCUACCUGCAUCAACCAGCGAUCAUCCAACCCGCCACGUUCACUGAGUCGGAGCGAAGAUUCGAGUGACGACGGAAAUUUGCCAAGAUUGCCACCUGCGCGCUCUCCAGUGGCUUCCAUGCCGCCUGGGAGCAUUUACUCGCCACUAAAACUACCAACGAUCAAUCGGAAAGGGAAGCAGGCGUCAAGCGCAAACAACACACCUGAUAAACGAUCACCGGCGCUGAAGUUGCUCGAGUCGCCGUUGUACAAGUCGCUGACGAAGCUUCGCGCCGAUACAGGUGGGUUUGGCUCAGCUGGGACGUCACCGGGCCAGAAACUCAAGAAGACACUGCAGAACGUGGAUAAUGUGGCGUUGCUACUGCGAAAGAUGGGGCUGCAUGACUCGACUGGAGCUGCGUCUCCAGCUCAUCGAGCGGAUCACGCUGUUGACAAGCGAAUGUGCAACGCGUGCUGGGCCAAACCUGAUAAAAUCACGGGCUGUGAACAUCAUUCCCGAGUUUAUCCAACAGGCAAAAGUGCCAAAAGUAUUGAGGGAGAUGCGCUAUCAUUUCUGACGAGCAUGGAGUUGCAGGGACCCACAAGUUGGCUAUCAGAUGAUAUUUUCGUCAAGUAUCGCAGUGAGAAAGAUCGCGAGAAAUUGUGGUUUGCCUAUGUGGAACUAAAAACGAAGCAACAAGAGAUCGAAGCGCGCGGCACUGCAAAUGCCAAAGAACAGGCCAGUCUUGCCGUCAUUCCCAUCGUGACACGACACCCAAUUUGUGCACUGUUCGAGACGCUUCAAAACCUGGAGAAUCUGCGCACGCAAGCUGAAACUCGCAAGCGCAAUCUGACAAAGACGUUCGUCUUCGACGUGAAUCACAUUUGGCUCACGAAUCUUGAUCACUUUAAUCAUCGACCUGCCAUCCAUCAUAUAUCGGACUCACCAGAAGAAGAAUGCGAGCUCAUUGACCCUGAAAGCCUCGCGCUUAGUGAUCGACGAGACGAGCGAGCGAUACGAGAAGGAUAUUCACAGAUCCAGUCGAUUUCGACUGAACGAGCGUUGAAACGGGUUGUAUCCAUUGGAGGUGGGUCUUCCUAUCAACGACAAUCGCCGCAAGACAACUCGCUGCGUACUACGAGCACUCGACGACGCAAACCUUCGUCGAUAAGAGGAAAUGACUUUCGACCGUUGAGUUUGCUGGUCUGUGGUCGAUGGAGUCCUGAAGGCCACCCCAACGCACUACAAAGCGUGCCAGGAGUGGCUCUCGUGGGGGAUGGGCCUGUGCUGUGGUGGCGGUACGAUCCCGAUCACGAAACUUCAGAGGAAGGGGAACGUCCGCCAGAAUACACCAAGACAGUGGCUCUAUUCGAACGCAACAGCAAGUUAUCGUCCUCGAACGCCAUCCUCGUGGUGCUGGUCCUUGCGUUGGACGCACCGAUCCUGUCGCCUGUGUGGUUUGCAUGGCACGUCGGCUCCAAGAUGCCGCCUCCGGAGCUCGAGGCCGCGGUCUUCAGCCUUGCAGAGGCCGAAACAGGCUUUGGUCGAGUCAUGGUCUUCGUUUCUCCCUGUCUCGGUAGUCUGCGAAGUACACGCUUAGACUCAGUAUUGGACGAGUUGCUACCUGGAACCAUAACACUACUCAACGACGCUGCAGAGGAAGAAGAUCAUUGGCUGCAACUCGUAGAGCAGUCGUCGUCACCCGUGGGACAUCGUCGAGGUUGGGGCGAAUUUACAGAUCGACAUACAUUCCGACAUUGGCUUUUACUGACACAAGGCGGUACCAUCACUCCUCGUUUCGAUGUUGUUGCACAGUUUUGCAGUGUGACUAUUGCACACCCUAACGCCCCUGGUGUAUGCGGUCGAUACUGCUGGCAUGAAGUAGACCCCGUCGAGAAACUCUUGUGUCGACGUCGCGUGGAGAAAGAUCUGCUGUAUAUUAUCCAGAAUCACUUGACUAGUGGACCCAACGACCCCAGUUACUUCAGUGCGCUCAUGAGCCAUGAGACCAUGGCAGACGUACUAGGAGCUCGACUGUCGAGCUACUUGGCCAUGGUAGCAGAGCGUGAAGCUCGUGCUGCCUACGAGAAGAAACUCUAUGAGAUCGAACAGAAACUCGAAGCCGGUCGCUUGGCACUGGAAGCGAAACGACAAGAGCAGAAGCGGUUAGAGCAGGAACUUGAGGCUGCAGCAGCCCAAGCUGAAGCUCGCAGCAAAGGCGGAAUUAACAGCACGACGGAAGACGCUGUGGUACAGGAAUGGGCUCAGAGAAUGGCCGGGUCGGCUGUGGUCGAGCUGCAAGGACUGUGGGAGAUGCGAGAGAUCACUCUCGACUCCAGCGGUGUUGUGUUCUACCACUCGUUGAAUGAGGGACUACCCGUGACGAGACGAUUCCAAUGGGGACAACCGGAAGAAUGGAAGGCAAGCGAGGGAAACGAAGACGAAGAGUCCGAGUCGUCCGUGACGUCCCGAAGCGAGCUGUCCGCUGGUAGUUUUACGGUCUCCACUAUCACAAGCAAGCAACAAGUGAAUUCAGAAGCUCAGCAAGAGUUGAUGCGGUCUCUGCUCGAAGACGAACAGUUCUUGCAGCAACUUAAAGCGAAACUGGGCUUGACGUCGAGAUCCCGGCCGGCAUCUCGAGCCGCAGCACGUUCCGGCAGACGCAGUCUCGUGUUUGAGGACCGAGAGGACGAGAAUGACGCACGACAAGUUGAUCUAAAGGACGAAAUGGAUGCGCUGGUGGAUGAAGCUAUGGACCGAUCCAAGUCGGCUCUGGUAGCAGCCAAAGUGGCCAAACUACAGCUUAAACUACCGCAGACUACCGGAGUUAGGGUUCCCCAGCCAGUCAACCCUCGCGGUGAAGGCUGGAAACGACUCAAGACUUCGCGUUUGCCACCAAAUUUCGCUCGCACCGUGUAUAGCACACACACCGAGGGGCCUCGCUCAAGUUUCAUGAACCAGACAAACCACGCGACACUCGUGGGCAUGCUGGACCCCGCAGAUUGUUCGCCCUACGACCCUCCCGAGUUCAUCCCCGAGCUGCGAGCGCAUUUCGUGCCGCGAGUGGCGGAGGAUCUUCACGAGAAGAAGAGGCAAUGGGCCGAACUCAUGCGCUCGCAGCAGGCAGAGACGCCGAACGCAGUCGCUCGACGUGGAGCAGUGUCGGUAGAGCCGACCGACGACUUAUUCGAGCACGACACACGGCAACCGAAUAAAUCCAAGGAGCAGAUUGAAGCUCGUGCUCUACUUUGCGCUCGCAACAACAACCUCGAAGGCCUCGAGCUGGCGCUGGACCAGGGUGUGGAUGUCAACGCACGCGACAACCACGGCAACACGCUGUUCAUUCUAGCGUGCCAACAGGGCAACAAGCGUCUGGCCAAGUUCCUUCUGCGUCGUCGUGCAGACAUGAAUCUGCAGAACUUGAACGGGAACACCGCACUGCACUAUCUGUAUGCGUACAAGCACACGGAUCUGGCUGAGUAUCUCAAGGCGAAAGGAGCUAAGGACACGACCCAGAACGCCGCUGGUCUCACGUGCUACGAGGGUCUCAGCCAGGACGACGUAGACAGCAUCUAA
Phytophthora infestans T30-4 is the source of this 3789-nucleotide messenger RNA. RefSeq lists its product as uncharacterized. Bases 1 to 3789 code for a protein of 1262 amino acids. Gene Ontology annotation, molecular function: fatty-acyl-CoA binding; protein binding. The transcript is spliced from 2 exons. The record is from RefSeq and is a predicted model, not a curated record. NCBI's taxonomy places the organism in Eukaryota, Oomycota, Peronosporomycetes, Peronosporales, Peronosporaceae.